Messenger RNA from Gossypium arboreum, 1630 nucleotides. RefSeq names its product glycine-rich cell wall structural protein 1.8-like. The transcript has a single exon. The coding region runs from base 57 to 1367 and encodes 436 amino acids. Lineage: Eukaryota; Viridiplantae; Streptophyta; Magnoliopsida; Malvales; Malvaceae. The record is from RefSeq and is a predicted model, not a curated record.
AUAUACCCACCUUCACUUGGUUUGUAAACCAAGGUUGUGAGCUUUGAAGUGCUCAAAUGGCUAUGCAUAAGGUGUUUGGUGCGGUUUUAUUUGUGUUAUUAGGUGUAGGCAUCUGUUCUGCAACUAGAGCUCUACUCACUCUAAAUGAGGUAGGUUCUCACCUACCAGGUAUUGGUCAUGGUGGUGCCACCAUUGGUGUAUAUGGUGGUGUUGGGCUCGGUGGAGGAGGUGGAGGCGGUUCAGGAGGUGGUGGUGGUUCUGCGGUUGUAGGAGGAGGUGCUAGUGCUGGAUAUGGAGGUGGUGGUGGUAGUGGAGAAGGUGGUGGUGUUGGAAAUGGAGGUGCUGGUGGACAUGGAGGUGGUAGUGGUAGUGGUGGAGGCGGAGGUAGUGCAGGUGGAUAUGGAAGUGGAGUUGGUGAAGGAGGUGGAGCUGGUAGUGGUGCCGGAUAUGGAGGAGCAGGUGGACAUGGAGGAGGAGGAGGUGGUGGUAAUGGUGGUGGCGGAGGUAGUGCAGGUGGAGCUUCUGGGUAUGGAAGUGGAGGUGGUGAAGGAGGUGGAGCUGGUAGUGGAGCUGGAAAUGGAGGAGGUGGUGGAGGUGGAGGUAAGGGUGGUGGCGGAGGUGGCGGUAGUGCCGGUGGAGCUGGAGGAUAUGGAAGUGGAAGCGGAAGUGGAAGUGGAGAAGGUGGUGGAGCUGGUAAUGGUGGUGGUGGACAUGGAGGUGGUGGAGGUGGUGGUAGCGGUGGUGGUGGUGGAGGCGGAGCUGGAGGAUAUGGAAGUGGUGGUAAUGGUGGUGGCGGAGGUAGUGCAGGUGGAGCUUCUGGGUAUGGAAGUGGAGGUGGUGAAGGAGGUGGAGCUGGUAGUGGAGCUGGAAAUGGAGGAGGUGGUGGAGGUGGAGGUAAGGGUGGUGGCGGAGGUGGCGGUAGUGCCGGUGGAGCUGGAGGAUAUGGAAGUGGAAGCGGAAGUGGAAGUGGAGAAGGUGGUGGAGCUGGUAAUGGUGGUGGUGGACAUGGAGGUGGUGGAGGUGGUGGUAGCGGUGGUGGUGGUGGAGGCGGAGCUGGAGGAUAUGGAAGUGGAAGUGGAAGUGGAAGUGGUGAAGGUGGUGGAGCUGGUAAGGGUGGUGGACAUGGAGGUGGUGGAGGUGGUGGUAGUGGUGGUGGUGGUGGAGGUGGAGCUGGAGGAUAUGGAGGUGGAAGUGGAGGAGGAAGUGGCUCUGGGUAUGGUUCUGGCAAUGGUGGUUCUGGAGGUGGUGGUGGUAGUGGUGGCGGUGGUGGUGGUGGAGGGGCACAUGGAGGUGGAUAUGGUAGUGGGGAAGGAGUCGGGGAAGGUUCUGGUGGUGGCGGCUCCAGUGCAAGAGGUGCACAUGAAUGAAGAUAUAAAAGUGGUGGUGGAAGUAGCAAAGAUGAUGGCCAUACUAGCUAUGCCCCUUGAAAGCACCUUACUAUCACUAGUACUCUACACUAAGAUUAUGAAUUUUCUUAUCGCAAGUAAUAACAAAAAUAAGGUUAAUUUAGGUAAGAAAAUCAAAAUGCUCAAAAGCAUUGCUAGAGAUUAUGGAAGUCAAAUGAAUGGCUUUAGGAAUUGUAUGAAAUGAAAUUCAUAUUCUAUACCAUAUAAAUAUAUAUAUAUAUAAA